Rhinolophus ferrumequinum (greater horseshoe bat) is the source of this 910-nucleotide messenger RNA. RefSeq names its product kallikrein related peptidase 14 (gene KLK14). Gene Ontology annotation, molecular function: serine-type endopeptidase activity. The record is from RefSeq and is a predicted model, not a curated record. The transcript is spliced from 6 exons. Gene Ontology annotation, biological process: proteolysis; seminal clot liquefaction; epidermis morphogenesis. Bases 155 to 910 code for a protein of 251 amino acids. NCBI's taxonomy places the organism in Eukaryota, Metazoa, Chordata, Mammalia, Chiroptera, Rhinolophidae.
CUCCACUCAGGAAGACGUCAGGCCGGAACUGAGCCUUGCUCAGCAUCCUCCCUCCAGCCACCAAGGACCCCCAGGCCCUCCCUUUGGCCUCUACUCUGUCCUGUAUCCAUGUCUCUAAGGGUCUUCGUGUCUAACCCGACCCCCAGUCCCCAGAAUGUUCCUCCUGCUAACAGCACUUCAGAUCCUGGCUGUAGCCAUGGCACAGAGCCAAAGGGAAGAGAACAAGAUAAUUGGUGGCUAUACAUGCAUCCAGCACUCCCAGCCAUGGCAGGUAGCCCUGCUGGCAGGUCCCAUGCGUCGUUUCCUCUGUGGAGGGGCCCUGCUGUCAGACCAGUGGGUCAUCACCGCUGCUCACUGCGCCCGCCUGAUCCUCUGGGCAGCUCUGGGCAAGCACAACCUGAGGAGGCGGGAGGCCACCGAGCAGGUGCUGCGCGUGGCUCGCCAGGUACCGCACCCCCAGUACAACUCCCGGACCCACGAUAAUGACCUGAUGUUGCUGAGGCUGGAGCGGCCUGCUCGGCUGGGGAGGGCAGUGAGGCCCAUCACUGUGGCCCAGACUUGUGCCAGCCCAGGGACUUCUUGCCGUGUAUCGGGCUGGGGCACCACAUCCAGCCCCAUCGCCAGGUACCCCAAUUCUCUGCAAUGUGUGAACAUCAGCAUCGCCUCUGAUCAGCAAUGUCAGAAGGCCUAUUCUGGAGCCAUCACUGACGGCAUGGUCUGUGCCGGGGUCCCCCAAGGCGGGAAGGACUCUUGUCAGGGAGACUCUGGGGGACCCCUGGUGUGCAGAGGACAGCUCCAGGGCCUUGUGUCCUGGGGGAUGGAGCACUGUGCCCAGCCCGGCUACCCUGGAGUCUACACCAACCUGUGCAAGUACCACGAUUGGAUCCUGCAAACCAUGCAGUGCAAAUGA